CUCUGCGCGCUCCCUGCACCUCCCGGGCUGCAGCAGCCCGAGAAAACGAAAGCCAGGCGAUCCCAGCACCCGCGAUCGCGCGGGCUCUGUGCUCCGAGGGCCGUGCUCGCCUGGUGCCUACUCCAGGGCUGUGUACACCGCGCGGGCGGCGGCUGAGCCCGCACCAGGAGGGCGCGGGAGCCGCAGGGCCCUGGAGCUUUGGGCGACUGCUACGCGGCCUUGGCCGAGGCUCUUCCUUGCUCGCCGUUCUGUCGCGGGCCUGGCCCGUGAACCGCUCACAGUAUGGCCCGAUGCUGCUUCUACACGGCGGGGACACUGUCUCUGCUGCUGCUGGUGACCAGUGUCACGCUGCUAGUGGCUCGAGUCUUUCAGAAGGCAGUGGACCAGACGAUCGAGAAGAAUAUGGUAUUACAAAAUGGUACCAAGGUCUUUGAUUCCUGGGAGAAGCCCCCUCUACCUGUGUACAUCCAGUUUUAUUUCUUCAAUGUCACCAAUCCAGAGGAGAUCCUCCAAGGAGAAAUCCCCCUGCUAGAAGAAGUGGGGCCGUACACCUACAGGGAGCUCAGGAACAAGGCAAACGUUCAGUUUGGAGAAAAUGGAACAACCAUAUCUGCCGUCACCAAUAAGGCAUAUAUUUUUGAACGAAACCAGUCUGUUGGAGACCCUACCGUUGACUUGAUUAGAACAAUAAAUAUUCCUCUGUUGACUGUUGUGGAAAUGGCCCAGCAGCCCUUCCUCAGGGAGAUCAUCGAGGCCAUGCUGAAAGCUUAUCAGCAGACGCUGUUUGUCACUCACACUGUACAUGAACUGCUCUGGGGCUACAAAGAUGAGGUCUUGUCGCUCGUCCAUAUUUUCAGACCUGACGUCUCCCCUAACUUUGGCCUGUUCUAUGAGAGAAAUGGAACUAAUGAUGGGGAGUAUGUUUUUCUGACUGGAGAGGACAAUUACCUGAACUUUACAAAAAUUGUGGAGUGGAAUGGAAAAACGUCGCUGGACUGGUGGACGACGGACACGUGCAAUAUGAUCAACGGGACAGACGGAGAUUCUUUUCACCCAUUAAUAAGCAAGGAUGAGACCCUGUACAUCUUCCCAUCUGACUUCUGCAGGUCCGUCUAUAUAACUUUCAGUAGCUUUGAGAACGUAGAAGGACUGCCUGCUUUUCGGUAUAAGGUGCCUGCAGAAAUACUAGCCAAUUCCUCCGAAAACGCUGGCUUCUGUAUACCCGAGGGAAACUGCAUGGACGCGGGAGUGCUGAACGUCAGCAUUUGCAAGAAUGGUGCGCCCAUUAUCAUGUCUUUCCCACACUUUUACCAAGCCGACGAGAAGUUCGUUUCGGCCAUAAAAGGCAUGCGUCCAAACAAGGAAGAACAUGAGUCAUUUGUGGACAUUAAUCCUUUGACAGGAAUUAUUUUAAGAGGGGCCAAGAGAUUCCAAAUCAACACGUACGUUAAGAAGCUGGAUGACUUUGUGGAAACGGGAAACAUUAGGACUAUGGUUUUCCCAGUGAUGUAUCUCAAUGAGAGUGUUCUCAUUGACAAAGAGACUGCAAGUCAACUGAAGUCUGUGAUUAACACAACUUUGAUUGUCACCAACAUACCCUACAUCAUCAUGGCACUGGGUGUGUUCUUUGGCUUGAUUUUCACGUGGCUGGCGUGUCGAGGACAGGGGUCUACGGAUGAGGGAACUGCAGAUGAAAGGGCACCCCUCAUACGGACCUAAUGGGACUUACCUGUUGCCUGAGCUUGGUGAGAGAAUGUGAGAACUGACCUGACCUGGACCAGGACAGGGAAAAGCCUGCAUCCUCACGGGCUCCUGGCCUGUCAAGAAGGGAGUGAAGCCGCAGCACUGGCACGCGAGAAGACCCUCCUGGACAGAGGGGACCGAGCAGGUGACAUGGCUGGCAAUUACGCUUUAUAAAAUCAUGUCUCUGAAACUGUGUCAAUGUGUCUUAGGGAGUAUUUAAUAAAUUGUGUAGAAACCUUU
Molecule: messenger RNA, 1983 nt
Organism: Rattus norvegicus (Norway rat)
Lineage: Eukaryota; Metazoa; Chordata; Mammalia; Rodentia; Muridae
Gene: Scarb2
Product: scavenger receptor class B, member 2
Cellular component (GO): membrane; lysosome; lysosomal membrane
Molecular function (GO): scavenger receptor activity
Source: RefSeq, marked provisional